Messenger RNA from Mucor velutinosus, 843 nucleotides. RefSeq lists its product as uncharacterized. Gene Ontology annotation, molecular function: structural constituent of ribosome. NCBI's taxonomy places the organism in Eukaryota, Fungi, Mucoromycota, Mucoromycetes, Mucorales, Mucoraceae. Gene Ontology annotation, biological process: mitochondrial translation. The record is from RefSeq and is a predicted model, not a curated record. The transcript has 2 exons. Gene Ontology annotation, cellular component: mitochondrial small ribosomal subunit. Bases 1 to 843 code for a protein of 280 amino acids.
AUGCAAUCAACAAGAUUGUUCGCACCAGCAACUGGUCUCUUUAGAGGUCUCGCUAGAAAUCACACCCAAACCUCAGCCAUCAGCAUUAGCGGCCAACGUUAUUUCUCUAAUACAUUCCAUGCCAAAAAUGAAGACUCAACAAAGACCCCUGAAGCUGUUGAGGCAGCCGGCGAAGAAUCAGUUCAAGAAGAGGAAGAGGCUGAGCCUGUCAAGCUCUCAAGAAGAAGACGUAGAUUCCAUGAAUGGGCUAACGGAAAUGGAUCUAAAUACAGUCGACCUGCCAAGGGCACCACCAACUAUCUAGGCACUUCAAAUCCCUUCCCCAACAAUCCUCUAUUCCAACCAAGAACACCUCUUUCCGAUGCCCGUCGUCAAGAGAUCUACGAUGCUUUUAUUUCUGAUCCAGAGCAAUGGUCUGUUCGUAAACUCGCCACUCAAUUUGGCAUCUCUUUGAAGCGAGUCGAGGCCAUUUUAACAUUGAAGGCUCAAGAAAAGGAGAUGGAGAUGAAUGGUGUUGCUUUACAAAAGAAAUUCAACAAGGGCAUGGAACAACUGAUGGGUGUAGAUCAAGCUUUAGAUACAUUGAAGGAGCCUUUGAUCGAUAUUUUCCCUGCUGUUGGUAAACCCAAAUUCAAGACAUUAAAGGAAGAUGCCUCUUUCACUCCCAAGGACGCAGCUGAUGUGCUUGGCCGUAUUCCCUUCAAGGAUCUCGAAAGACGUGUCAUUGCAUCUGAGCAAGCUGAAUUCACCUUACCCACACCAUCUGCACCUUUAGAUUCAUCCGUCGUCAACAACAAAACUACAAAACGCAGCAAAUUUGUUAUUGUAGAUACUAGCUCUUAG